Molecule: messenger RNA, 1929 nt
Organism: Heterostelium album PN500
Lineage: Eukaryota; Evosea; Eumycetozoa; Acytosteliales; Acytosteliaceae
Exons: 4
Coding region: 1-1929 (642 amino acids)
Source: RefSeq, a predicted model, not a curated record
AUGAUCGAUAUCAUCAAUUGUCAUUGCAAAACGAUAUCGUUUGUCGGCGGACUCAACCUGACAACCGAGCACAAAACAUUAAUAUCGCUGCAUCUCGAGAACAUCCUCGAUGACUCGAUGAUUGCUCCGCUACUCGCCAAUACCACCCUGAGGAAAUUGAAACUUGCACAAAACUUUAGGUUUAAAUUGCUCGAUACGCUUCCAGCCGUGCAGAUAGAUACGAUCAACACGAGCGUUCGCUAUCUCAAGUUUGAUCCAUACGUUUCGAUUCCAUCGAGUGAUCGAUUCAGUAUAUUCUUUUAUCCCACGAAAUACUUUAGCAAUCUAAACACUCUGAAAAUGCGGAUACUACGACCGGAACAUCAAGAGUGGCUCUCGAACUUGGGCAACGAUCAAACGAUUCGUCACCUCUACCUAAGUCAAGGUUAUCGUACGAAUUUCGAUCAGAUCAUAGUUGAACAACUAAAAAUCAAUAGUAGACUAGUCAGACUUGACAUUGGCUACUACUUUACCGAUAUAGAUGACAUCGCUCGAAGAUUCUCUGAUUACAUCGAUUUAAAUCGAUCCAUUCAAAUAAUAUCCGUAUGUAAUAACGAACUCAUCAUUAACAACCUGAAAUCUGAAUCCAAUCAAUUUGUUUUCUACAAACUAAUCAAAGAAUAUGAAAUUUAUUUUUUUGUAACAAAGAUAAAGAGACAUAGAGAUAUGAAAAUAAAUAACUUUAUAUUACAACUAAUACUUAAAAAUACACAUCCUCUUGGAAUUUUCGAUAAGAUGGAAAGUUUUUUAGAUAGAUGUGGUGUAACUUAUGACCAGCUUGAAUACCCGAGAUUCUCAUUGGUAGAGUUGUCUUUGGUCAGUUGGGAGUGGUUCAAUACAAUCUCAAAGAUGUUGUACUACUUGGAGUUUUCGAUAGAAUCACCCAAGGUGAUACCGACCAUCUCCAACAACUUGGCACAGGAUUUGGUCAAUAAGAAUAUCCAGUAUCUGGUGUCGCCAAAGAGUGGAGUCGAAUGGCUAGAGACUGUUGUAGACUGUGACCUCGAUGAGAUCAGCUUGUCCAACACCAUUGACCAUAUGAAAUUCAUUGAGAAAUCGGUUGGAUCCUAUCGUCACACUAGACUCCAGACCUAUCAAUGGUCAGAUAAAAUUACAAAGGAAGCAUGGCUGCGUGUGCAUGAACUCAGCUAUAUUGGAUAUCUUUCGAUUACCGUUAUCGAUCCAGACAGUCUUGCAGCGAUUCUAAAUGGACAAACAUCACCUUAUCUUCAGAGACUAAAGUUGAAAACCAAUUUCAAUAGUGACACCGAAGAGUUUACAAAUGGAGUGGAUCGACUAAUGACAGCAAUCAAGAAAAACAAAACGAUUACAAACCUUUGCAUUUCCGAUUGGCGACAAUCAAAGCGAAUGGUACAACCAAUUAAAUCACUCAAAAUAGAAAAGUCAUUCUCCGACCUAUUAGUAAUCAAUAAUACAAUCACCAAAUUAAAACUGAUAAGUUUUGUUCAUUGCAACAAUGCUUUUAUCGAAUCGCUCGGUACAUGCCAACUCAAUACACUGAAAGUAAUUGUUAUGGAAGGAUCUAUUUUCUCUGGACUCACCAAGUCGUUGCAAUCCAAUCAAUCGAUUACCAGUCUAACAAUGCAAUUGGUCAGAGACAAUGAUAAUACAUUGAAUUUAACGAAAUCACUCUUGGAUUUGCUAUCGACCAACAAGAAUAUCUAUGAAUUGAAUCUUACAAGAUGUAGUCUAUUUAAACUUGAAAAAGAUAAAGAAAAGCUCAUAGACAUUUGUAAAAGACAAGAUACAUCACUGGUACAUCUUCAUCUUGACAAAUAUCUAGCUCAAAUUGUAAUGCCAGCUUUAAAACUCGAAAAACACAAUAAUUUAGAUAAAAGAGUGGUCAUACAUUCACAAAUCCAUUCAUAA